Molecule: messenger RNA, 1622 nt
Organism: Onychostoma macrolepis
Lineage: Eukaryota; Metazoa; Chordata; Actinopteri; Cypriniformes; Cyprinidae
Gene: apool
Product: apolipoprotein O-like
Exons: 9
Coding region: 79-1326 (415 amino acids)
Biological process (GO): cristae formation
Cellular component (GO): MICOS complex
Source: RefSeq, a predicted model, not a curated record
AGAAUAUUCUCUCGCGUUCUGAGGGCUUUCUUGACUCCUCCUGCUUUCCGUAGUGAGACCGAAGGGGGCGGGACCGGCAUGGCGGCCAAGAUUCUGAAGUAUGCAGCGCUGCCUGCUGCUGCUGUUGCAGUGGGUUUGGGCUCAUUCAGGAUUUAUUCCAUAAAUGAGAAAAUAAAUGAGCAGCUAAUAUCUCCAAGAGAGUUGUCUAUCUACUCCCCAGAUGACCCUGCUGUGCGGUUUGUGGAGGAACAGCCUGGUGUAGUGCAGACAGGGCUGGGGGCCGUGAGGGUGGGCCUGCAGCCGUGCGUCAGAGCAGUUCAGAACACCUUCACUUCAGUCAAAGUUGGUAUGAUAUCUGUUUACCACGCAGGGCAAGAUACAUAUCACUUCCUUCGAGAUCCACCUCCUGGCUUCCUGCCUAGAGUGGGUGUCAUCGGUGUGUCCGGACUGGGUGGCCUGAUACUGGCACGCAAGGGCUCUCGUUUAAAGAGGAUUUUCGUUCCUCUUGGUCUGGCUACCGCUGGUACUGCAGUAUGUUACCCCACACAGACUGUCGGAGUCCUGAAGAUUACUGGUAAAAAGGUGUAUACUGUCAGUUCAUCUGUUGCUUUAAUGUUUAAAUCCAAACCAAAGGAAGAGGUCAUCAUGCCUGUUGUUAGCGUGGAGUCUGCUGCCACUGUAACAAGCUCAGAUACAGAAUCACCCGCUGAAGCACUUUCUGAACUCCUGCCCGAGUCUGAGCCGGCAGCUGCUGUUCCAGAUGAGGAUGUCACACCAGUAACACAAGUUGUCCCAUCAGUGGAUUUAGCCCCGGUAGCAGAUGUGUCAGGAGAUUCUGUAGAACCUCCUCCUGUUGUUGAUGAAGCAUCUGGAAUUGCUGCCCCACCCUCUGAAUCUGAAUCUCCCCCUGAGCCUGUUCUAGAUGCACAAUCCACCCCUGUUCCCAGACCAGCACCUUCUGCUGGAGUAGAUAUUACCCCUGUUGUGGAGUCUGAUCCUGAAAUUAUCCCAGAAGCUGCCCCUGCUGCUUCAGAACUUGAUGUGCCUGCACCUACAGUUGUUAUAGAGGAGGCCACGCCCUUAACUACACCUACUGUAGAGGAAACCACACCCCCUGAAGAUGCCAACUUAACCACAGCAGACGAGGAACCUGCUGAAGAAGCCAUUCCUCUGACACCUCCCCCAGCUGAGGAGGCCCCGCCUUCAUCUGAACCUCCUGUAGAUGAGCCAGCCACAGUGAAGUCACGUUUUGUUGCUGACCCUUCUCUGCUUGACCACGGCCAGUCUAAUCCAGAGGACGCAGACAUGUACAGCACACGGAGCUGAUUGAGUGACAGAGAAACUGCACAUAUGAUGAGAUGUUUUAAUAUGCCAUGAUUCCAGCAGCGUUUGAUCAUUUUGUGAUUAGGAUAUUUAUGUUUUACCAGUGAUGUGGAGGAAGGUAAUGUCACGUUUCUUUCUUUCUGUGCUGCCUCACACUUGUGAGAAUUUUCUUACCUCAGCAGGGAUAUCAAACACACAGAAAGCCACAUUUCUGUGUUAACACGUUAUCUACAUUUUGUUGAUGCUAUGGAGGAAAACCCAGGGUAACAGUACUUUAAUAAAAAGCCUGUGGUCCCUCA